UGGCCUCAGUCCACACACUCCAGGCUCCGCGUCUCGCCCGGCGCCCGCGUCGGCCGGCAAGAGCUCACGGAUGAUCGACGCCCUCCAAACCGAGCUAGAAUCGACAAAAGCACAGCUUGAGCGGGCCAAGGGCGAGGUUCGGAACUGCCGUAGAGAGAUUGGCACGCUUACACGACGGAGCGAGGAUCUCCGCGAGACGCGAGACCGCAUGCGCAGCGAGGCCGAGUCGCUCAACAAUGUCAUCAGUCGCAAGGAGCGCAUGAUUGCCGAUAUCCUUGGUCGAGCUCGCACGGCCGAAGCCGCCGUCGCCCAGCAUGCCAGCGAACGCAAGGAGCUCGAGGCGAAGACAAAGAAGGCGGUCGCAGACGCUGCCGCCGAGGUUGUCAAUGCGGUGGCCGCACGGGAGAAGGCCGAAUCCGAGAGCGAUUCUCUCAGAGAUUCUGUCAGAUCUCUUCGCGACGAGUGGGGUAGACAGGCCAAAGGCUACCGUGACGAGCUGUCCCAGCUGCGCGAUGAGCGAGACAACGUCGCCGGGAAGAGCCAGGCGGUUCUGACCCUGGUGGAGAAGCAAUCGGAGGAGCACAAGAAUGUUGUCGCCCUUGUUGAUGAGGUCAAUGCCAAGCAUCUUGCUGCGACCAAGGCAUUUGAGGUUGAAGUCAAGAGCCUUCGAGGAGAGUUGUCAAAGAGCGUUAAAGAAGCCGAAGAUGCGCGGUACAUUGCUCGCACACUUGCGGCCGAACUCGCAAGACUUAGACGGCUUGCGCGCCAGCCGCCGCGCGCAGACCUGGAGGCUGUUAUUGCCGCCGAAGUUCAGGCAGUUGUUAGCGGAAGGGACCUCCUCGAGAGUGAACCCGACCAACUGGAUCACCUUAGCAUUAUCACCCCCGCCGCCCCUCCCCCCACCCCCGUAGGCAUUCAGAAUGGGUCGUCGACCUAGAUUAGCAGCCAUUCCAUUUGAACAUAGACACAGCAC
Molecule: messenger RNA, 973 nt
Organism: Vanrija pseudolonga
Lineage: Eukaryota; Fungi; Basidiomycota; Tremellomycetes; Trichosporonales; Trichosporonaceae
Exons: 5
Coding region: 71-937 (288 amino acids)
Source: RefSeq, a predicted model, not a curated record